GCGGCAGCUUCGGCGGCGGCAGCGGCGGCGGCUGGUCCCAACGUUGCGGGGUCGAGGCCGGCCUGCGGGAUGGAGGCCUGGGGAGGCGCCUAGGCCCGUGGGUGCCGCGGCGGGCGGCGGGGUGGACGCUGGGUCCGGCCACCCCUGGAGGGUGACAGCGCUGGUGUGUGCAUCGUGAGUGAUCCCCGCAAUCGCGGGGGCCCCCCGAGUUGCCAUGCACCGAGGUGGGGGGAGCCCCGAGGCGGCCCCCCGCUACCUGCUCUGCACCAACUGCCGCAAAGUGCUGCGCAAGGAUGCUCAGAUCCACAUGUCUCCGCCCCUGGCCAGAGGACCUAGUGCCUUUAUCCCAGAGAAGGAGGUCCCUCAGGCCAACAUGGCGGACGAGCGCACCAAUGUCCUGGUGGAGGAGUACUCGACCUCGGGCCGCCUGGACAACAUCACGCAGGUCAUGAGCCUGCACACGCAGUACCUGGAGUCCUUCCUGCGGAGCCAGUUCUACAUGCUGCGCAUGGACGGACCCCUGCCACUGCCACACCGCCACUACAUCGCCAUCAUGGCCGCCGCACGACACCAGUGCUCCUACCUGAUCAACAUGCAUGUGGACGAGUUCCUCAAGACAGGCGGCGCGGCCGAGUGGCUCAGCGGGCUGGAGUUGGUGCCUCAGCGGCUGCGGAACCUCAGCGAGAUCAACAAGCUUCUGGCGCACCGGCCCUGGCUUGUCACCAAGGAGCAUAUCCAGAGCCUCGUCAGGACCGGGGAGAACAACUGGUCGCUGCCUGAGCUGGUCCAUGCCGUGGUGCUGCUGGCCCACUACCACGCCCUCGCCAGCUUCGUCUUCGGCAGUGGCAUCAACCCUGAGAGGGACCCCGAGGUCGCGGAUGGCUUCCGGCUCAUCUCCGUGAACAGUUUCUGUGGCUGCGAUGUGGCCAACGACAACAGCAUCGAGAACUCGUCUCUGGCCGACGCCAACUUUCGGAUUGUGGAUUCUCUGAGUGAGCUGGAGGCCUUGAUGGAGAGAAUGAAACAGAUUCAGGAAGGUCAAGCCGAGGACGCAGCCUCACAGGCUGAGAGAGACACGUGCUUGGAACAAGAGCAGGAUGAGGGUCUGUUCGUGGUCGCAGGAGACCCUCUCCACUCCUUCCCUCCCUCCGACUUUGACGACGAUGCAGUCAUGACAUCUGAUGUCUCCCGCUACGUGGAAGACCCUGGUUUCGGGUACGAGGACUUCGCCAGGCGUGGGGAGGAGCAUUUGCCGACGUUCUGUGCUCAGGACUACACGUGGGAGAACCACGGCUUCUCGCUGGUGAACCGGCUGUACGCAGACAUGGGCCACUUGCUGGACCAGAAGUUCCGCAUGGUUGACAGCCUCACCUGCAGCUCCAGGGUGGCCCAUGCCGGCAUGGACAGCGGCAGGCUGCGGAGGGCGCUCUUCAACUAUGUGCACUGCAUGUUCGGCAUCAGGUACGAUGACUAUGACUAUGGGGAAGUCAACCAGCUGCUGGAACGGAGCCUGAAGGUUUACAUCAAGACGGUCGCCUGCUACCCCGAGAGAGUUACCAAGCGCAUGUACGACAGCUACUGGCGCCAGUUCAGACACUCUGAGAAGGUGCACGUCAAUCUGCUCCUCAUGGAGGCCCGGAUGCAGGCUGAGCUGCUGUAUGCCCUGCGUGCCAUCACGCGCCACCUCACCUGAAGAAGGCCCAGCCCCGCACACAGCCCGCACCGCCCGCUGUUCCCCUG
Molecule: messenger RNA, 1740 nt
Organism: Suncus etruscus (white-toothed pygmy shrew)
Lineage: Eukaryota; Metazoa; Chordata; Mammalia; Eulipotyphla; Soricidae
Gene: SESN3
Product: sestrin 3
Biological process (GO): cellular response to L-leucine; positive regulation of macroautophagy; negative regulation of TORC1 signaling
Cellular component (GO): nucleus
Molecular function (GO): L-leucine binding; oxidoreductase activity, acting on peroxide as acceptor
Source: RefSeq, a predicted model, not a curated record